Messenger RNA from Strongylocentrotus purpuratus (purple sea urchin), 1380 nucleotides. RefSeq names its product diphosphoinositol polyphosphate phosphohydrolase 1-like. Gene Ontology annotation, molecular function: bis(5'-adenosyl)-pentaphosphatase activity; endopolyphosphatase activity; diphosphoinositol-polyphosphate diphosphatase activity. NCBI's taxonomy places the organism in Eukaryota, Metazoa, Echinodermata, Echinoidea, Camarodonta, Strongylocentrotidae. The record is from RefSeq and is a predicted model, not a curated record. Bases 103 to 624 code for a protein of 173 amino acids. Gene Ontology annotation, biological process: diadenosine hexaphosphate catabolic process; diphosphoinositol polyphosphate metabolic process; diadenosine pentaphosphate catabolic process. The transcript has 4 exons. Gene Ontology annotation, cellular component: cytoplasm; nucleus.
GAUUAUUAUGUACACAAAUAAUCGGGAUUGAGCAACUGAGGAAUACUUCUUGUCGAAUUUGUCAACAUUUUUGCAGAAAUUCUGCAUGUUGUAGCUGACGAAAUGCCUUGUGAUACAAUAUCACCUAAAACCCACCAUCUUCUAAGCAUGCUAAGUGGUGUUGGUUCAAAGGAUUCUACCAUUAACCAGUAUAAACUGAAUCAAAUUCGGACUUAUUAUCCGGAUGGCAAAAGGAAACGAGCCGCUUGUCUGUGCUUCCGAAACGAAUCAAAGAAUGAGGUCUUGCUUGUGUCUAGCAAGUCAAGUCAAGAUUUAUGGGUGAUACCAGGCGGUGGCCUCGAACCUGAUGAAACACCAGCCGUGGCAGCUGUCAGAGAACUAAUAGAGGAAGCGGGUGUGAGUUCGAGAUUGGUGAACUUUGUGGGUAACUUUGUAGAUGCAUCCAACAAGCACAGAACGUCGGUGUUUGCUUCAGUAGUUACAGAAGAGUUUGAUUCUUGGGAAGAUCGAGAAAGGAUAGGGCGAUGUCGAAGGUGGUUUUCUGUGGAGGAGGCAUCAAGGAGACUCAUAGAGUACAAGCCGUAUCAGGAUCAGUAUCUGCAGGUUGCCAUAGCAGCAAGAUGAUCUGCGGCGGGGGUUUCAUCCGAGGGGGUGAAGCCUAAAGAUGUCACCAUCAUCAUCCAAAGUUUCUUCAGGAGCAACAUGCAGUGUCUGUGAGAAAGAGCAGGAGCUGGUUACCAGCGAAGAUCCUGGGGACGUUUCACAAAACUUGUCAUCAGUGACAAAUGACAGUUUUUGUUAUAAGCUACUGAAAUCCUUGCUUGUGAUUGGUUAUCAGCACAUCCCCCUGGUUUAAAGUUUAAGCUCUUCACAGUCCCACUGCCUAAAGCUAACUGAUGUGUGUGUACAUUCUGCCAAAGAGUUUUGAUAACAGAAUGAUGGUGAACAUUCAAACACUGGGAAAGAACUGACUCCCUUCCUAUUUAUCUGCAACUUGUUUACAAUGACUUCAUUCAUUUUACCUUUCGCUCAAGUCAGAUUAGAUAUAAAGCCUGACGUUGCAGUUUUUGGUGCUAAGCAUGGACAGGAAUCUUUGCACUUUUGAAAGUUGACAGUGGAUCAAUUCAUUUGGAGACACCCUGGAUACCUUUUAGUGAAUACCUUGCAUUACAGACUGCCUCAGCCAACUCAUAACUACAUGUACAUUACUAUGGACAACUCCUCUUCUAAACUCAGCCUCAUUUUCAUUGUACAUACAAUUAAAUGUACAUAAAUAUAUUCUACAUGAUUGGAUGAUCAUGUGAGCAGAGUUAGCAGACAUUGCAAAUUGAUAUACCAUAACUUUUGUGCUAAUGAUUGGGGGGGGGGGGGGGGGGGGGG